Molecule: messenger RNA, 6438 nt
Organism: Pungitius pungitius (ninespine stickleback)
Lineage: Eukaryota; Metazoa; Chordata; Actinopteri; Perciformes; Gasterosteidae
Gene: tiam2a
Product: TIAM Rac1 associated GEF 2a
Exons: 27
Coding region: 199-5400 (1733 amino acids)
Biological process (GO): small GTPase-mediated signal transduction; activation of GTPase activity; positive regulation of axonogenesis
Cellular component (GO): synapse; membrane
Molecular function (GO): guanyl-nucleotide exchange factor activity; protein binding
Source: RefSeq, a predicted model, not a curated record
CGCAUGGAUAUCCACUUUGAGAUCAGGGAACGCCACAGUCCUCCUUUGCCAGUUGUUCAAAGAGCUUUCAGAUGAAAGCACCCGGGCCACAGAGGUAAAGGAUGAUGAGCUGGAUGGCAAAGGAAUGAUGUCGACGGUACCUUGCACAUAGGAGCUCCGAUCUGAGGAAAAAAAAGGACAGUUUUUUGACGGGCAGCAAUGGGAAAUUCAGAGAGCCAGUACAGCAUCCAGGGCCCCAAAGGCAGCAGCUUCGUCUUCCCCGGGAGACCGAAGCCGCGCUCGCUGAAGCUCCAGUCGGCCAAAGACGACGCUCUGUCGCCCCACACCUGGUGGAGAAGUGCCCCGCUGGGCUCGGGCUACAAGGCCAGGUGUGUCGCGCGCGGCUGCCUGUCGCCUCCCAAGAGCCGGCCGCCUUACUCCCCGCGGCACUGCGACUACCUCUCCAAGGGCGUCCGGGGCAGCCCGGGUGAGCCUCGCUGGCGCCGGUCGCCCGGGUGCGGCCUGCGGAGGCGGCACGCGUCGGACCAGUACGAGGACAACCCGUACGGGGCCGGGGACGUCAGCGGCGGCGCCCUGGAUGCGCGCGCGGAUGAGCGCGAGGCUUUGGAGGAACAGAGCAGCCCACGGGUGGUGAUCAAGAAGGACGGCAGCCUCAGGGUGGAGUUCACCAACGCCUCGGGCAAUCCCGUCCUCCUGGACGAGGCCUCGGGGCCCGUGCAGCUCCUCAAGUUCUCCCCCAACCUGGAGUCGGCAUCCACUCCCAGCCUGCCGGGCUCCAGCGGCCCGCCUCCCGCCUCCACCUCCUCCACGGCCAGGACCAGCAAGGGAAGCUCGUUGAGCUCCGACGGCUCCUGGUACGACUCCCCCUGGGGGCCCGGCGCGGAGCUGUGCGAGCAGGAACCGGGCUGCUCGGCAAGCGGGACGCCGGCCCACUCCCCCCUGCAUCCGCCCGAGCAGUCCCCGCCCGCGUCCGUCGCCGACCUCUACAAGGACUCCACGAUGGCCGCCACGUUCCCCGCCGCCAGGGACCUUUCCUCCCGCUCGCACCGGCCGCCUCCAGCCCAGAGGCCACACAGGGCCUCUUUUGCCUCCGUCCUGGACGUCCCGUUGGAGGAGGAGUCCGCUGAGCCCUGCCAGUACUCGUCGUACACGCUGCCGUGCCGCAGGGCCAAAGCCCACACCAUGAGCGAGGAUCUGGACCAGUAUCCUGACCAGGAGGCGGCCGAACCCGACUGUGGCUUCCAUAAAAAAGACUCCAUCAAAACCCGCAUGAGGCGCUUCAGUGACUGGACAGGAAGCCUCAGCCGCAAGAAGAGGAAGUCUCAGGAGUCCAGGUACAAGGACCUGGGGGACGCCUUCGAUAGCGGGGUCGACGGCCUGACCGCAGACACCAGCUCCCCCUCUCAGGUCUCCAGCCUCCUCUGGUUGCCCGGAGCCUCCAGGGCCCAAUCGUCAGGAGCCAUCCACCAAACGACCAGCGACGCCCUGCGCCAGAACAUCUACGAGAACUUCAUGAGGGAGCUCGAGACCGACGCGGGAAAGCGCUGCGGAGGAGGAGGCAGCGGCGGCGGCGAGAGGAGAGACCCGUCCACGGGCACCGAGGAGGGGGAGAGCAGCAACGAGUCGGCCGAGGGCUCCCUGGAGCAGUUGGACCUGCUGUUUGAAAAGGAGCAAGGGGUGGUCAGGCGGGCCGGCUGGCUGUCCUUCAAACCGCUCGUCACCCUGCACAAGGACAGGAAGCUGGAGCUGGUGACCCGCCGCAAGUGGAAGCAGUACUGGGUGACCCUGAAAGGGUGCACGCUGCUGUUCUACGAGACCUACGGGAAGGGCCCUCUGGAGCAGGAGAUGUCCCCUCGCUACGCUCUGCUCGCCGAGGACGGCGUCGUCCAGGCCGUCCCGGAGCACCCCAAGAAGGAGAAUGUUUUCUGCCUCAGCAACUCGUACGGAGACGUCUACCUCUUUCAGGCCAGCAACCAGACCGACAUGGAGAACUGGGUGACGGCCAUCCAUUCUGCCAGCGCCUCGCUGCUGGCCAAGCGCCAGGGGAAGGAGGACACGGUGCGCCUGCUCCGGAGCCAGGUCCGCAGUCUCCUGCAAAAGAUCGACAUGGACGGGAAGAUGAGGAAGAUGGCCGAGCUGCAGCUGACGGUGGUCAGCGACCCCAAGAACCGCAAGGCCAUCGAGAACCAGAUCCAGCAGUGGGAGCAGAAUCUGGAGAAGUUCAACAUGGAUCUGUUUAGGAUGCGCUGCUACCUGGCCAGUCUACAGGGGGGGGAGCUGCCUAACCCAAAGAGCCUGCUGGCGACCGCCAGCCGACCAACCAAAGCCACCCUGGGACGUCUGGGGAUCUUCUCUGUCUCUUCCUUCCACGCCCUGAUUUGCUCCAGAGACGAGGCCACGCUCCGGAGGCGCUCGUUGUCCCUGACGCACCGGCGGCGCAAGAAAGGCCUCUUCUCGUCCCUCAAAGGCCUCGACAACCUCACGAAGAGGGGCCGGGACAAAAGGCCCUCCGCCUCACAGAUCUUUGAGAGCGACGCCGGAGGUCAGACGUACGCCCUUCCUCCCAGGAGCACUGAGAGGCUGGACAUGCUGACCAGCAUCUACUCCAUGUCGCCCCCCGAGGGCGGUUUGUGGGACGGCAUCAGCGGCGCCUCGGACGUGCCGACCUGCGUCUACAUGCCAGACGGCCUGACGGUCCAAGUUCCUGUCAGAAGAGACCAGACCGCCGCCGACCUUCUCUUCGCAUCUUGCAAGGUGAAACAGCUGGACGCGGGCCUGCAUUGCCUCAGACUGCACAGACGAGCCGGGCAGGGUGUGGAGGUCCGAUACCUGGCUCCCGGGGAGCUCCUCGGCGACGUGGUCAACGAUCAGUUGGAGGUGGUCCCGGUUAACGUUUUUAAUCUGCACAUGAAAAGGCCGAGCGACGCAGGAGACUUUGGCUUCGCGGUGACGGGACACAUUGACAGCCAGAAAAACAGCAGGAUCUUUGUCAGCGAAGUGCUUCCCGACGACCUGGCGUUCAACGAAGGCCUGCGUCCCGGCGACGAGAUCCUGGUGCUGAACGGCAGGUGUGUGUCGGGCCUCGACCUGGCUCUGAUCCAGACGCUGUUCGCCGAGCGAGCCCUGCACCUCAGCCUGAGGAGAGACGGGCCCCUGCCGUCGUCGGCGAGCUCCGACCACCUGGCCCCUCCCCCCGAACCCGACCAGGAGGUCCGCGCCAAGUCCUCCCCAGGUGUGGGCGAUGCAGCUGAUGGUUCUGAUUCCCCGGGUGUAGGGACGGAGGACAGUAGCCCGUACCGCUGCACGCUGCACAGGCCCGUUCAGCACAGCAAGAGCGCGGAGACCGUGUGCACCCUCUACCACUCCUUCCAGGAGGGGGCGGGCUCUGGCUCCGGGGGUUUGAUGGACGACGCCAAGGAGCCUCCAGCGGGGCAGGGAGGGGGAGGGGUUACGGGGCCGGGGGCCACGGGAGAGCCCACCCUGCUCAGACCGUGCCCCGGGCACAUGAGCGCCACCGAGAGGUUACGCAAGGUCAUCCAGGAGCUGGUGGACACGGAGAAGUCCUACGUCAAGGACCUGGCCUGUUUGUUCGAGAUCUACCUGAAACCCCUGCAGAGUGAAACCUUCCUCACACUGGACGAGAUGGAGAGUCUGUUUGGCAGCCUGCCUGAGAUGUUGGACUUCCAGAGGGUCUUUCUACAGACGCUGGAGGAGAGGAUCGCCUCCUCGCCUGACUUCAGCACGCUGCAGACGCCCUCACAAUUCAAGAGGCUGCUGUUUUCUCUCGGGGGGUCGUUCCUCUACUACGCCGACCACUUCAAGCUCUACAGCGGCUUCUGCGCCAACCACAUCAAGGUCCAGAAGGUCCUGGAGAGAGCUAAGACGGAUCAGGCCUUCAAGGAAUUUCUGGAUGCGAGGAACCCCACCAAGCAGCACUCGUCCACCCUGGAGUCCUACCUGAUCAAACCGGUGCAGCGGGUGCUCAAGUACCCCCUGCUGCUCAGGGAGCUGGUCUCCCUCACGGACGCUGAAAGCGAGGAGCACUACCACCUGACCCAGGCACAGAAAGCCAUGGAGAAGGUGGCGAGCCACAUCAACGAGAUGCAGAAGAUCUACGAGGACUACGGCUCCGUGUUCGAUCAGCUUGUUGCCGAGCAGAGCGGCCAGGACAAAGAGGUCACAGAGAUUUCUAUGGGGGAGUUUCUCAUGCAUUCCUCAGUGGUCUGGCUCAACCCGCAUUCAUCGCUGGGACGCAUGAGAAAACAUCCCGAGAUGACCGUGUUUGUGUUCAAGAAAGCCGUGAUAUUGGUCUACAGGGAAAACAACAAGCUGAAGAAGAAGAUGACCAGCUCCCGCGGAGAUUCAGACCCCUUCAAGUUCCGUUGGCUCAUACCGCUCUCCUCGCUGCAGGUCAGGCUGGGAAACACUGCAGGAACCGGCACAGAAAGCAGCUGCAUCUGGGAGCUGAUUCACUCCAAGUCGGAAGUGGAAGGCAGACCGGAGACGGUCUUCCAGCUGUGCAGCAGCGUGGUGGAGAACAAGGUCAACGUUAUCAAGGUGGUCCGCUCCAUCCUGCGGGAGAACGUGAGGAGGACCAUGAGGGGCGAGGAGCCGAGCUGCCAGGAGCAACUGGUCCCCCUCCGCGGCACCUUCCCCUCCUGCGUCAAGCUGGGUACCACGAGGGCGUCCUGGCUCUGCCGGCAGCCGCUCGGCGCCCAGGCCGGGCGGCCCAAGCCGGCGCCGGACUCGGACGAGGGGAGCUUGAGCAGCGGCACCUGCAGUCUGUCCGGGGGGGGGGCUCCUCCACCUCCUCCUCCCCCGCCUCCUCCGUGCGCCUCCUCCGAGUCGCACCUCCUGCCCGUCCAGCAGAGCUGGUCCCAGCCGCCCGCAUCGAACCCGCGGCCCCGCUGCUCCGCCGUCAAGGAGUCCGACAUCUUGAGCGACGAGGAGGACGACGACGACGGCUUCAGCGAAGGCGCGGCGCGGCGAGGCAGCGGGGACAGCGGCUCGCCGACCGGCGCCGUCGAGGCGCAGUUGCUCCGCCUCGAGCUGUCGGAGGACGGCGCGGCGCGGGCUCCCCGCGUCCAGCCCGAGAGGCUGGGGGACACGCCGGAGACGCAGCCCCGGCUGGUGCGCGGACACUUCAGCGCCGUCAAGAGGAAGUCCAGCAGCCUGAGGAGGAGCCAGGGCGCCCUGCUGCACAUGAGGCAGCACAGCAGGUCCCUGGACAGCCAGACGGACGCCGCCUCGUCCCCGGGGGUCCCGGACCUCAACGCCCUGCUGGAGAGGGAGUUCAGCGUCCACAGUCUCACGUCUGUGGUGAACGAGGACUGCUUCUACGAAGCGGCCGAGGGCCCGAACGCGCCGUCCUCUCGAGGGGAGCAACGCGACCCGCUCUGAAGCCCGCUGGCUGAGCGAGGCGGUCAGUGGCAGGGAAAGAAAAUCCAACCAAUCCACCAAGUGUCGGCGCAUUAGAGCGAUUUUCCUCCGCUCCCAACAAACCGCCUGUGUGAGACUCGAGCUGAUCGAUUACCGACCAUGGAUGGGGGAUUUUGAGGGAAACGUCCUCAAUCUGUCAGUCCCCUUAAGUGAACAGUCCACACUGCCUAUAGAGUCAUGAAAAACAUCCUGAGGUUCCACCGGACGCCUCCUCAGGGGGUCAAACAGUUUGGGUCAGAGGUCAUCUGUCGAUGACACCCUGCCAAAGAGCUUCGGUUACGUCAGUCUUCCUCGAACUAGAUGAUUUUAACAUAAACAAACAGGAAGGACGACGACUUUCAAAACAAAGAUUAUUUUUGCUGUAUUUUGUGCACUAAAGUACAAUGUUUGCCUAUAUAUUUGAAAUAUUUUUUAUUUGUACAGGUUUUGAUGUUAUUAAUGCUGUUUUUUUUUUAUUUAUUAAUGGUUUGGACCAUGUACAGUCGAGCUUGGCAAACUUAUUUGAGUGAAGGCUUGAACAGUAAAUACAAAAUAUGCAAUACUGCUUGACUUUUUAUUCAACUCCAUUUGAAAUGUUGCCUACUGGAUUUUGGUAGUCUUUACCACAAAAUUUGCAAUUUGUAGAAAAUGCUUUGGAAUGUACAUUUGUUUUGAGAUCUUGCUGCCUCAUUGAAAUGAUUUAAACUGCAACCAUGUUGAAUCUCCAACGCUUCUUUUUACGUUUGUCUUGUAUACGUCACCUUUUCUAUCUCCGCCUCGUGUACGUAUUCUCACAUACGGACUUGACACUGUGCAGGGAGGACAGAAGGCAAUAAACACAGCAGAUAUUUUUCUAAAAAAUCUCUUGUUCGCCAUAUCACAGAGUACGUGUUGAACUACGAGAGAAGGGCAAACUGAUAUCACAUCCUUUGCCCUCCUCCACUCCACUUUACCAGGCCUUCAACUAGCUAGCAUACCAAUGAAUGUGAACGUCCCAUUCUUAUGGAACUGUUUAAUGAA